AUGAUCAGUGACUUAAUGAGUCGUAGUGUAAACGACAGCAACUUGAAUACUGCUUUUAAAGAACUUAAACCUGAAAAGCGUCUUAUUAACAUAUUGUAUGACGAAGUUCAACUCAAGAGUGUCCUCCGUUUCACAGCUGGCCAUGUUGUUGGACAUGCUGAAAAUCAGCCAGAAAAAUUAACUACUUCAGCACUAGCUUUUGAGCUGGUUUGUCAUUAUGGCGGACCACGAUUUACUAUUCGUAUUACUGAUGCAAACUCAUUGAAGGAGUACCUGUUAGAAGUUAUUACAACAAUCAAAUACUGCGGUGGUCGACCUAUAUCAAUAAUCUGUGACAACUGCCCAUUAAAUCAGCGGAUGUACAAGAACCAACUGCCCAGCAAGACGCCCUUAGGAAUGACGAAAUUGACACAAACUGCUGUAUUUCCCAAGGUUCAGCAAAGACAGAGUGUUCCACUUGUGUGCCAGGUGUUUGAUAAUAAGACUGUAGCAGCCUUUGAAAUGGACAAUUUAGAAUUUCAACCAGGCACAGUCGAAUUUGUCAAGUUAAUAACAAGUUGGUUCAAAAUGAUGAACGUCAAAGAUAGAUAUAGCUACUUUAAACUCAAAGAUGACAAACGAGAACCCUGGAAGUUUAAUUACGAAAGUUUCAAAAAGUUGGAGUUCAUUUGCAAUGUUGUCAGUACGCGGCAAGAUACUGGAAAACGAUGUCAUAAGCUGACCAAGUUCACUGCCGAUGCCUUCGUGGUAACUACAAAAUUCAACAUAGCUGCUUCAACCGAACUUCUCAGUGACCAUAAUUUCAGGUACGUUCUUCCAGCUGUCUUUUCCCAAGAUCCACGAGAGAAGUUCUUCAGGCAAGCGAGACAGCGUUUUGGAGCAACACCGGAUGAACAAGACUUGGAGAUGCUGCAGGAUAUAACAACUGAAAACACUGAAAAUUUGAUACAGUCCAACAAUUGUCUGAAAGACAAGAUCAUUUUUGUUGCGGACUUCUUAACACGCCAGUAUCACCCACAUUUAGGCAACGAUGAUGCUGAUGAUGCACAAGACUUUACUGUAUCCAGUGACUACACUUAUCAUUUCUAA
This is a messenger RNA of Helobdella robusta, 1089 nucleotides long. RefSeq lists its product as hypothetical. Lineage: Eukaryota; Metazoa; Annelida; Clitellata; Rhynchobdellida; Glossiphoniidae. The transcript is spliced from 3 exons. The coding region runs from base 1 to 1089 and encodes 362 amino acids. The record is from RefSeq and is a predicted model, not a curated record.